AUGUCACCCACCAUCUCCCACAAGGACAACAGUCGGCAACGACGCCCAGGGACUUUCAACCACUCUCUGGAUAUGAAGAGCGGUCCUCUGCCGCCAGGCGGCUGGGAGGACAGCCAUCCGGAAUUGGUGGGUGGGGAAGGGGACAAAGAAGCUCUUUUGCGGGAUACCGGCACUGGUGACUUCUCAAAACCCCCACGGAGCUGCCGGGCGGAAUUAAGCAGCAUUUUGCUGUUGCUUUUUCUUUACGUGCUUCAGGGCAUUCCACUGGGCCUGGCAGGAAGCAUCCCACUCAUUUUGCAGAGCAAAAAUGUUAGCUAUACAGAUCAAGCUUUCUUCAGUUUCGUCUUUUGGCCCUUCAGUCUCAAAUUGCUCUGGGCCCCGUUGGUUGAUGCAGUUUACUUUAGGAACUUUGGUCGUCGCAAAUCUUGGCUUGUCCCUACACAGUAUAUACUGGGACUGUUCAUGAUAUAUUUGUCCACUCAGGUGGACCAUUUGCUCGGGAACACUGAUGGCAGAACCCCCGAUGUGAUUGCUCUCACUGUGACAUUCUUUUUGUUUGAAUUCCUGGCCGCCACUCAGGACAUCGCUGUGGAUGGUUGGGCGUUAACUAUGUUAUCCCGGGAAAACGUGGGUUAUGCUUCCACUUGCAAUUCAGUGGGCCAGACAGCGGGCUACUUUUUGGGCAAUGUUUUGUUUUUGGCCCUUGAGUCUGCCGACUUUUGUAACAAAUAUUUGCGCUUUCAGCCUCAACCCAGGGGAAUCGUUACUCUUUCAGAUUUCCUUUUUUUCUGGGGAACUGUAUUUUUGAUAACAACAACUCUAGUUGCCCUUCUGAAAAAAGAAAACAAAGAAGUAUCAGUAGGAAAAGAAGAAACUCAAGGGAUCACAGAUACUUACAAGCUGCUUUUUGCAAUUAUAAAAAUGCCAGCAGUUCUGACCUUUUGCCUUCUGAUUCUAACUGCAAAGAUUGGUUUUUCAGCAGCAGAUGCAGUAACGGGACUGAAAUUGGUAGAAGAGGGAGUACCCAAAGAACAUUUAGCCUUAUUGGCAGUUCCAAUGGUUCCUUUGCAGAUAAUAUUACCUCUGAUUAUCAGCAAAUACACUGCAGGUCCCCAGCCACUAAACAUAUUUUACAAAGCCAUGCCCUACAGAUUAUUGCUUGGAUUAGAAUAUGCUCUACUAGUUUGGUGGACUCCCAAAGUCGAGCAUCAAGGAGGAUUCCCUGUAUAUUACUAUAUCAUAGUGCUGCUGAGUUACGCGUUACAUCAGGUUACAUUGUAUAGCAUGUAUGUUUCCAUAAUGGCUUUCAAUGCAAAGGUUAGUGAUCCACUUAUUGGAGGAACAUAUAUGACCCUUUUAAACACUGUGUCCAAUCUGGGAGGAAACUGGCCUUCUACAGUAGCUCUUUGGCUGGUAGACCCCCUUACAGUGAAAGAGUGUGUAGGAGCAUCAAACCAGAAUUGUCGAACACCUGAUGCUGUUGAGCUUUGCAAAAAACUCGGUGGCUCAUGUGUUACAGCGCUGGAUGGUUAUUAUGUAGAAUCCAUCAUUUGUGUUUUUAUUGGAUUUUGUUGGUGGUUCUUUCUUGGUCCAAAACUGAAAAAAUUACAGGAUGAAGGACCAUCUUCAUGGAAGUGCAAAAGAAGCAACUAA
Messenger RNA from Puma concolor (puma), 1653 nucleotides. RefSeq names its product solute carrier family 33 member 1 (gene SLC33A1). Lineage: Eukaryota; Metazoa; Chordata; Mammalia; Carnivora; Felidae. Gene Ontology annotation, biological process: acetyl-CoA transmembrane transport. Gene Ontology annotation, cellular component: membrane. The record is from RefSeq and is a predicted model, not a curated record. Gene Ontology annotation, molecular function: acetyl-CoA transmembrane transporter activity.